Molecule: messenger RNA, 3127 nt
Organism: Chinchilla lanigera (long-tailed chinchilla)
Lineage: Eukaryota; Metazoa; Chordata; Mammalia; Rodentia; Chinchillidae
Gene: Nufip1
Product: nuclear fragile X mental retardation protein interacting protein 1
Exons: 10
Coding region: 53-1543 (496 amino acids)
Biological process (GO): box C/D snoRNP assembly
Cellular component (GO): nucleus
Molecular function (GO): RNA binding
Source: RefSeq, a predicted model, not a curated record
GUCUAAGCCGUGUUACACAGUCGCACGUUGGGCUUCCUAUCUGGAGAGCGGCAUGGCAGCACAGGCUAGUGACUCCGGGACUCCUGCUGGGUGGCUUCCCGCCUCCGAUCUGGGGAACCUACAUAACACCACUCCGCGGCCUGACAGUUGGACACUAUGGGCCAUGCUACCACCACCGCCACCUCCUUCGUCGUCUCCCCCAGCGGCCGGGUCAGAGCCUUUCACUGUCGCGCAGUCUCCCGUGGAGGUGCAGUCUCUGUCCGGGGCGCCGCCUCCUUUCGACGCCCAGAUUCUUCCUGGGACGCAGCCCCCCUUCGACACCCAAUCCUCCCUUGAUUCUCAGCCUCAGCCCAGCGGUUUUCCUUGUAAUUUCCAGGCCUCGACGUCAUGGUACUGGGGACAGCAGCCUGAUAGUUUCCUUCGAUAUCAGAAGCCCCACAACCCUCGAGGUAAACAUUCUUAUUUUCCACGAAAAUAUGAUCCAAACUUUCCUGACUUUAACUUCCCUCCCAGCAAAAAGCAGAAAAAGAAGAAAAAAAAAGAACCCAUUUUUCACUUCUUUUGUGAUACCUGUGAUCGUGGUUUUAAAAAUCAAGAAAAGUAUGGCCAACACAUGUCUGAACAUAUAAAAUGUCCUGAAGUAGAUUGUUCUUUUAGUGCACAUGAGAAGAUUGUCCAGUUCCACUGGAGAAAUAUGCAUGCUCUUGGUAUGAAGAAGAUCAAGUUGGAUACCCCAGAGGAGAUCGCAAGAUGGAGGGAAGAAAGAAGAAAAAACUACCCAACUCUGGCUAAUAUUGAAAGGAAGAAAAAGUUAAAACUUGAGAAGGAAAAGAGAGGAGAAGUAUUGACAACGACGCAGUAUGGCAAGAUGAAGGGAAUGUCCAGACAUUCACACAUGGCAAAGAUCAGAAAUCCUAGCAAACUUCACAAGUGGAAAAAUGAUGGUGUUAAACAGAGACCAGUCAGUGAAUCAGGCAGUCACUUCUGUGCUUCCAAGACUGAAGGUCCACCUGUGGGAAAUGCAGAUCCUCUUGGUGUUUUGAUAAACAGUGAUUCUGAGUCUGAUAAGGAAGAGAAAUCGCAACAGUCCGUCAUACCUAAGGAAGUGACCCCUGCCUUGUGUUCACUAAUGAGCAGCUAUGGCAGUCUUUCGGGAUCAGAGAGUGAGCCAGAAGAAACUCCCAUCAAGACUGAAGCAGACAUUCUGGCAGAAAACCAGGUUGUUCUGGCAGAAAACCAGAUAAAUAGCACUGCUCCUAAGAGUCCAAGACAAGAUGUUAAAGCAGCUGUUAGAAAUUUCUCAAGAGCGAAGUGUGAAAACCAACAAAAAGGUUUUAAAAAGACAAACCCUAAGAGGAAAAAAGAUUUUCACAGCUAUCAAACAUUAUUUGAGCCACGAACACAUCAUCCUUAUCUUCUGGAAAUGCUCCUAGCUCCGGACAUUCGACAUGAAAGAAAUGUGAUUUUGCAAUGUGUUAGGUACAUCAUCAGAAAAGACUUUUUUGGACUGGACACAAAUUCUUCGAAAACAAAGGAUGUAUAAUUGCCAUCAAUUUCAGCACAUAAGUGAAACAUUGCAAGACAGUACGUACUUAGUGGAGGAAAGCCAGAAACUGUUUGUUUUUUUUUUUUUUUUCCCAAAAUUGGAGUAAUAAUUAAAUUGUAAGCCUCAUAAAAUAAUUAUGUUGGAUUUUCAAGUCUUUUCUUUGAUUCUGUGCAAAUAAAUACAUGGCUUUUUAUAAAAAGACUAUGUCUGUGUCACUGGGAUUGUAUAUAGUAUUUGGUGGGAGAGUUUUUGUAUUCAUUUUUGCACAUUGCUCUCAGGUAAGGAAGAUUGUUGUACCAGUUGAGAAUUGAAAAUACUGGCUUAGUAAUAAAGAAAACAGUUUUUAAAGCUAAACAAAAUGCAGAGAAAUACAGUUUUUUUCAACACAGAGGAGGAAGAUCUACUCCUUUUUUAAGUGAACUGGAUCAAAUUAACAUGCCCAGAAUUAUUGAAAUUUAAAGUUUUCUUCUUUAUACUAGCCCUACUUACAUAGUUCAGUCAUUGAAUGUUUGAAAUAUUAAUAUAGAUAUGUCCUCUCUGUAUGUUUAGAUUUAAUUGGGGUGCUUUUUGAAAAUACAGUUCAGAAUCGUAUCUUUGUUUUUCUGUGGAAAGCUAAAGUAGUAUACUUAAUGAGAUUCAACUCAUUUCUUAUAGCAAAAAGUAGUUUGUGAAAUAAUGUGGGUAAUUAUCUGUUUUUAAGGUUUAGUUAAAAUUUGUCUUAUGAGGUAAUUGAACCCUGUAAUUUUUUUUAAAUAAAUGAAAGCUGCUGAGGGUUUUUUGUCUCCUCUAAUACUAGGCAAGUUGAUCUUGUGUUGUAGUAUUUUACUACCUAUAGCUAUAGCUCUGCCUUUUUGACAUAUAGCUAAAAGGGGCUAGGUUUUUUAAAACCAGACUGUUGUUUUAGUUGAAGAAUUAGUUUUAUAUGACAUUGUGAUUACUGAAGUUCAUUAAUCUUGCCAGCAAGAAAAGGUAGGAGAGCUGACCUUAGAUCUUUCUUUACAUUGGUAUGGUUUUUCUCUAGAAUCCUGGAAUGCCUGGCAUGUAGCAAUAGUAAUGUCACAGACCUGGGAUUAAGAUAUGUGUUUAGUCAUUGUUUGCCAACCUUGUAACCAUCUUUAAUAACAUUUUUACUCUGUUUCAGUCUGCUCCAGUGAGCCCCAAAUUUUGGAAAUCAUCUGCUCGGUACAUGAAUUAAAAUAGUUUAUAUAAUACUGCUGAGAGCUUACUUCUGUGCCUCUAUUGUACCUGUAUUAAAGGUGUAAAAAUAUAAGGCCUUCCCUGAUUUUGAGGAACUCAGUUCAGUUUUUAUAUAUAUGCAGUGAAGUGAUGCCCAAACCAAUACAUCUCAUCAGGAUGAAGUAACUCAUGCUGCUGUGAGUCUAAUAUGGUGCAAUGCGUAGUUUUAUCACAAGUUAUGCACAUCCCACAGGCUUAACGUUUACAAACACAUCCACAGAUUCCUGGACUACUUUCACGGCCCAUCACAUCAGGAAUGGGCUUUAAGGUGCUUUAUUGUGUAUUAUAUAAACAACUUAUUCCCAAUAUUUCUUGUUUUCUAAUAAAUGUAUUCAAAACUGAAAA